AUGACCGACGACAUCGACAUCUCGCGCCUUAGCAUCUCUUCCUCCAGCAUGUCCCAUCUCCCACCUUCCCCAACUUACCCCCUCCCUCCGGGCCCAUACAAACCGCUCGACCCGGGCCAGCCACCCUUCAUGCCCAACGCGGUCAAUACCAAUCUCGCCAAUUAUCGACUGCCGCCCUUACCUGAUCUGGGUGUGCCGCCACUGCCGCUGAUAGAGGAUGUUGAGCUGGAACGGCAGGUGUUUACGCAUUCGAGCUGGGUGCAAAAGGCGAGAAAGGCGACGAGUAUGGAGACUGAGGAGAGGAUAGAAGAUAAUGAGAAGUUGGAGCAUGUGGGGGAUAGCUUGAUCAAUGUCACGACGACGCUUCUGCUGCAUCAGCUGUACCCAAAUCUUCAGGUCGGAGGAGCUACUAUGCUGAAAGGCCACCUCGUAUCAAACCUCUCCCUCUCCCAGCUCUCCAAGCACUACGGUCUCCCCCAACGUAUCAUCGCCUCCGCCUCUGAAGUAUGGAACCUCCGCGCAGGCGAGAAGAUCCAAGCAAACCUAUUCGAAGCCUACGUCGCGGCACUAUACCUCUCUUACCUCCUCCCUACCGCGUCCGCCUCCUCUCCUUCUGCCACGGUAUCCUCCGACGCAUACUGCGAUGCCGAAGGCCGCGCCUUCGCUCGUUUAGGCUACUGGCUCAAACCCCUUUUCGCUCCCCUCUGCCACUGGCUCCUCGCCGAGAUAAAGUCGGAACAGCGCCGCCUGGACGAUCAGUCGAGCGGAGCCAAUGCCGAUUCGCAUCUGGAUCAACUGGCGUCCGGGGCGCUGGCGAGGUUGAAUGAGCACAUGACAAAGUAUCACAAGACCGCGCCGCAGUAUACGAGCAGUAGGGCGGGGACGGACGCGUGGACGACGCAGUGUAUCGUGCAUGAUAAGGAUGGGAAGAUGUAUUCACAUGAGGCAACGAGAUCAACCAAGAAGAUCGGGCAGAACAUUGCGGCGUACAAGGUGUGUCAGGAGAUGGGCCUGUAG
Dioszegia hungarica is the source of this 1017-nucleotide messenger RNA. RefSeq names its product ribonuclease III domain-containing protein. Bases 1 to 1017 code for a protein of 338 amino acids. Gene Ontology annotation, cellular component: nucleus. Gene Ontology annotation, molecular function: double-stranded RNA binding; ribonuclease III activity. Gene Ontology annotation, biological process: primary miRNA processing; regulation of gene expression; rRNA processing. The transcript has 4 exons. Lineage: Eukaryota; Fungi; Basidiomycota; Tremellomycetes; Tremellales; Bulleribasidiaceae. The record is from RefSeq and is a predicted model, not a curated record.